Messenger RNA from Eremothecium cymbalariae DBVPG#7215, 489 nucleotides. It is a transcript of the gene GIS2, whose product is annotated as mRNA-binding translational activator GIS2. The record is from RefSeq and is a predicted model, not a curated record. Gene Ontology annotation, molecular function: nucleic acid binding; zinc ion binding. Bases 1 to 489 code for a protein of 162 amino acids. The transcript has a single exon. NCBI's taxonomy places the organism in Eukaryota, Fungi, Ascomycota, Saccharomycetes, Saccharomycetales, Saccharomycetaceae.
AUGUCUCAGAAAGCUUGUUAUGUUUGCGGAAAGUUAGGUCAUUUGGCUGAUAACUGUGACUCUGAGCGGUUAUGUUACAACUGCAAUCAACCAGGUCAUAUUCAAUCAGAAUGUACCUUACCCAGAUCCGCUGAACAUAAGCAGUGUUACAACUGUGGCGAAACUGGCCACGUGAGAGGUGAGUGCAACAUCCAAAAAUGUUUCAACUGUAACCAAGCUGGUCAUAUUUCCAAAGACUGUCCUGAACCAAGAAGAAGCAGGUUCAGUACCAGCAGAGCUUCCUUCUCGACCAAAUCAUCUAAGGUUUCGUGUUACAGAUGCGGUGGGCCAAACCAUAUGGCAAAGGACUGCUUGCAAGAUGAGACCAAGUGUUACUCUUGCGGCAAAUCAGGUCAUAUUUCCAGGGACUGUCCAAGUGGUCCAUCUGAGAAAACCUGUUACAACUGCAAUGAACCUGGGCAUAUCUCCAGAGACUGCCCAGUUCACUAA